This is a messenger RNA of Benincasa hispida (wax gourd), 693 nucleotides long. NCBI's taxonomy places the organism in Eukaryota, Viridiplantae, Streptophyta, Magnoliopsida, Cucurbitales, Cucurbitaceae. The record is from RefSeq and is a predicted model, not a curated record.
AUGGGUGUAGGCAUUGAUGAGGAGCCCAUGCCCGAAGUCCACGACCUCAUCAACAUCAAAAUUCUGAGGAUGCUCCUCAAGGAUUCCCCACAUUGCCCGGAACUGCCAACAAAAAGACCUGUGAUUGAUUUGAAUACGCCGCAGGAACCCAGACCAAAAAGAAGAAAAAGAGAAGAUAGGGGAAAAGAGAGGGUACAUGAGUCACUGGUGCAUGAUCUAAAGCCCAUAAACACUCUUCCCUUAGUCAUCAGAUCUCCGAGCCCUCCAAGCCAGCCAGCACAAACCUCCUCCCCUCUUCGUGAACCGAUUACCAAUCUUCCUCUUAUCCCCAACUCUUCUNGCAUUCCUAUUGAUGUGGGAAGGUUGAUCAUAGGGCAGAUCAAAGCACUAGUGGGGCAUAAACGGGGGCAAUAUUUCUUUCCGUGGAUCGUCUCAGAGCCCUUAAACCCUCUUCCCUUAGUCAUUAGAUCUCCAAACCCUCCAAGCUCGCCAGCGCAAACCUCCUCCCCUCUUCGUGAACCGAUUACCAAUCUUCCUCUUAUCCCCAACUCUUCUAUUCAGCCAGCAGCCCCACCUUCACCAACAAAUUCAUCACUACAUCCCACUACCCCAUCACUGCAAGUUAAUGACCCACACGCUUUGGGUGAAGGCACAUCUGCCCAACCUCAAAAUGGUGCUGGCGAGACUUCGUAG